AUGACGAGUUUCUUUCGUGGAAGUGUCCAAUCAACGCCAUUCCAACAAGCGAUUGAAAAAGUCACCGAUGAGAAUCAACAAGAGGAAGAUUGGGGAACGAUUAUGAAAAUCUGUGAUCAUGUGGCUGUACAUGAAGAAAGCGCUAAAGAAGCAAUGAAAGUGAUUCGAAAACGUUUACAAUUCAAUCAAGCUCCGACUCAAUGGCGGUCAAUUGGAUUAACACUAACUUUGCUAGAAGCUUUAACAAAAAAUUGUGGCAAGGUUUUUCAUGUUCAACUUGCACAGAAAGAUUUCUUAAAAGAAUUCCGUGAUAUUCUUUUACCAAAAAAUAACCCACCGACGGCUAUACAAGAUAAAGUUCUCGGCAUGAUUCAAACAUGGGCGUUGGCAUUUCGUGAUGAUCCUGAUCUGAAAAAUGUCGAACAAUUUUAUCAAGAAUGUAAACAACAAGGUAUACAAUUUCCACCGGCUGAUCCUGAGAAUAUAAUCAAAGCAGCAGUACCUGCUACGAGAACUAUCGAGCGUCCUGCACGAUCAACAUCUCAAACAGGAAAUGGUGUCGCUGCACGUGAUAAUCGCGCUGGGAUUGGUGGUGCAUCGCACUUGCCUGGUUCCGAACACACAGUCCUAAGACAAAUGACACCAGAACAAAUCGCGAAACUACGCAGUGAAUUGGAUGUCGUCCAAACAAAUGCACAAGUGUUUGGAGAGAUGCUGAUUAUUUUACAGCCAGGCGAAGAACAUCCACAAGAUCUCGAAUUCUUAGUGGAAUUGCACAAAACAUGUAAGCAAAUGCAAGCUCGUAUUAUUGAUUUGCUUUCUCAAAUUUCGAUCGAUGAUAUUACAGUCGAUCUAUUACGUUACAAUGAUGAAUUUAAUAAUUCAUUUAAAACAUUUGAAAGUUACAUGGAAGAACGUGAACGACGUGUUGGUCCAUCACAUAUUCCAAUUGCGAAUCGUACGACAUCGCCAACAAAAUCUUCAUUACCAAUUUCUCAAUCAUCGACUACAAAAACAUCAUCAUUAUCACGUAGCCAGGAUAACGAACCCGCCUUAAUCAAAUUCGACGAGGAACCAGCAAUGUUAUCAGCUGGCGUCGACAAUCUACAUAUUCAUCCAUCAUCACCUGACGCUGCCUCUAAAAAUACUCAACAGCAAUCAACUGCUGCAGUCACGACUCGAGCUGCUUCAAACACCCAGGAUCCUGAACGUGAUGUUAAAGAAGUUGAACAAUGGUUAAACAUUCAAGACAGUAAAGAUGCAAAUAAAAAUUCGAAUCCUCAAGGUGGCACCACUGCUGCAUUCAAUGAUUUUAUUCAAAAACGUGCAUCAACUAUCCCUGAUGAAGUCGAUACCGAAGAAAAAGACUACCGAGAUCAAAAUAAACACAAGCAUAUAUGUCUCUUUGCCUUGCCUCCUUUGUUGCUUCUUAGGUCGAUAGAGAUAAGUGAGAGAAUAAUCUCUCCAUUCUCGUGUAUCAAUUGUCUGUCGACGAGUAGGAAAAGAUGCCAUAAAACUGUGGCAUUUAUUGGUUAUGGCAAUCAAGGGCGAGCACAAGCAUUGAACUUACGUGAUAGUGGUGUAAAUAAUAUUGUCAUUGGUAAUAUCGACGAUGACUAUGCGAAACAAGCUCGUGAAGAUGGAUUCGAUCCAGUAAGUAUCGAAGAAGCUGUUCGUCAAGGCAAUGUUUUGAUGUUACUGAUACCUGAUGAAGACCAACAAACUGUCUGGAAUGAAAAAAUUCGUCAAAAUAUCAAAUCGAACACUACCUUAGUUGUUGCAAGUGGAUAUAAUGUUGCAUUCAAUUUACUUGACUUACCUGAUGAUAUGGAUGUUGUUAUGGUAGCACCACGAAUGAUCGGUGCUGGUGUACGUGACCGUUAUGUGCAAAACAUUCCUUAUCCGUGCUUUGUGUCUGUUGAAAAAGAUGCUAGUGGGACAGCAUUAGCAACAUGUCUGUCAAUUGCACGGGCAAUUGGAGCGACAAGAGGUAAUGGUGCUGUAGGUUCAUCAUGCCGUGAAGAAGCUGGAAUUGAUUUAUUUGCUGAACAAGCUCUUUGGCCAGAAAUUAUGGCUAUAUUCCGCGAAGGUUAUAAUGUUUUACAUGAGGCCGGCUUUUCUGAUGAAGCGAUUUUAUUUGAUAUGUAUUUAAGUAAAGAACCAGCCGAGAUCUUUGAACGUGCAGCCGAUGAAGGGUUUGUUAAGCAGUUGAAAUAUCAUUCACGAACAAGUCAAUAUGGACAAUUGUCAACAAUGAAUCGUCAUGAUGGCAAUGAAAUUCGAGAAAAAUUUCGCCGCGUUUUGAAUGAUAAUAUUUUAUCGGGUAAUUUUGCGAAGAAAUGGUCGGACACGAAAUGGGCUGCAGAAGAAUUAGCUAAAGAAUGGAAAGAAGUCGAGAAAGCACCGAUCGUUCAAGCUGAUCAACGUGUUCGUGAUGUACUCAAACCAGACAGAAAGAAAUGA
Adineta ricciae is the source of this 2463-nucleotide messenger RNA. Lineage: Eukaryota; Metazoa; Rotifera; Eurotatoria; Adinetida; Adinetidae. The record is from the annotation of a GenBank genome assembly.